UUAGCUUGAAGUAUCGCCGGCCUGCAGGGAGCGUUGUAUCCUGAAGGUUAGCGUUUGAGCGGCGAGUGUGGACAGAACAGGGUUUGUGAGCGCCCCCUUUUUUCACCGCUGGCUAUGAUAGUGUUUGUCAGGUUCAACUCCAGCCAUGGUUUCCCAGUGGAGGUAGAUUCAGACACCAGCAUCUUCCAGCUCAAGGAGGUGGUUGCUAAGCGACAGGGAGUUCCAGCUGACCAGUUGCGUGUGAUUUUUGCAGGGAAGGAGCUCAGGAAUGACUUGACGCUGCAGAGCUGUGACCUGCCCCAGCAGAGUAUUGUUCAUAUUGUUCAGAAUCCGCGGAAAAAGGAUCAAGAAGGGUGUGAGGCUGCAAGUGAAAAUAUCUGUGGCUUUCUAACAGGUGACAGGAGAGAAGGCGAAAGCCUCACUCGCCUGGAUCUCAGCAGCCACCUCCUGCCUUCUCAUUCCGCUGGGCUUGCUGGGAUCUUGGAUACAGAGGACAACAGCAUUGGCUGUCCAGUGGACAAUUCAGGUGCUGCUAGGUACAACAGCUUUUAUGUUUUCUGCAAAAGUUUCUGCCGCGAUGUGAAACCUGGAAAGCUCCGGGUCCGUUGCAAAACAUGCAGGCAAGGGACGCUGACUCUGGCAAGGGGUCCAUCUUGCUGGGAAGAUGUUGAGGUUCCAAACAGAAUAACUGGUACUUGCCGGUCCCAAAACUGCAGUGGAGAAGUUGCGGAAUUCUACUUUAAAUGUGGAGCACACCCAACCUCUGACAGUGAGACAUCUGUGGCACUGAACCUCAUUACAACAAAUAGUCGGUGUAUCUCAUGUAUAACCUGUACAGAUGUUCGGAGUCCUGUGUUGGUAUUCCAGUGCAUUCAUCGCCAUGUCAUUUGCCUGGACUGUUUUCAUUUAUACUGCGUGACUAUGCUGAACAAUCGUCAGUUUGUCCAUGACCCUGUCCUUGGCUACUCCCUCCCAUGUGUGGCUGGCUGUCCAGAUUCCUUGAUUAAAGAGCUGCAUCACUUCAGAAUUCUGGGCGAGGAGCAGUACAACCGUUACCAGUGCUAUGGUGCAGAAGAGUAUGUUCUGCAGAUGGGUGGUGUCCUGUGUCCCACCCCAGGAUGCGGAGCCGGCCUGCUUCCUGAACCAGAAGUGAGAAAGAUAGCAUGCGAACCAAGCAAUGGAAUGGGCUGUGGGUUUGUGUUCUGCCGUGAAUGUAAAGAAGAAUACCACGAAGGUGAAUGUCAAACUCUCCUUGAAACUCAAGGAGCCACUGCACAGCAGGGAUAUGAGGUUGAUGAGCAUGCAGCCAUCCAGGCUAGAUGGGAAGAGGCAUCCAAAGAAACAAUCAAAAGGACAACCAAACCAUGCCCUAGCUGCCAUGUUCCAGUGGAAAAGGAUGGUGGAUGCAUGCAUAUGAAGUGUCCCCGACCACAGUGCAGAUUUCAGUGGUGUUGGAACUGUGGCUUAGAGUGGAAUAGAACGUGUAUGGGAGAUCACUGGUUUGACUGAUCACCAAGGAGAACCAUGAACAGCCAACAGCUCAUAUGUCAAUAUGCUGGUACUAUAGAGUGCAGAAACAGAAACCUAUCUGGUUCUACCGGGGGCAAAUUCUGUACUCCUUGCUCAGGGUAUAAAUUCCUCAUUAGUCCCAGAUUAAGGAGUUCAAGAUGGGAACUGCUCUUUGUUUGUUCACCUACAUAUCAGAUCUAAUCCUCACUGUGUUUUCAGAUGGUCCUUAUGCCUCCUACCUUGAUAAUGGCACCCAUCCCCUAAAUAUUGCUAUGACACAUUACCCCUCACUCCACCAGCACUUCCUAGUAGCAUUCAUCCUUUAGGAAAAUGGGUAAUGUUACCAGUGUCCACUUCUCUUCAAUAAGUUCAUUCUAAGCUGGACCUUUCAAUGCUGUUUUUAAUACUGUAGCUUUCUGACCAUCAGCAUUUCAAGUUUGCAGCCGGGCUUAGUAUUUCACAGCUUCCUUUCUAAAAGAGUGGAGUUUUCAUCUUCCCAAACAGAUUUUCAGUUGUAAAGCUCACUGCCAUAACAAAAUGUAAGUGUUUCAUUUCUCAUGCCUGUUUAGCAUGAUUUCCCAUAGCAUGUGGAUUUUCUUCAUUUGCUAUGAUAGGUUGCCCAUCACCUUUUUGUGCAGUAUAUUUCCAUGUCUGCCUCGCUUAAAGGUAUGUGGCAAUUUCCAUUCUGCUUGGUAGGGGUACAAAUUGUUACAGGAGUUGUAUCUGGAAAUUUAAUUUAUUUUCAGCAGUAUUUCCUGAUAUGUCUUUGGAGACAUUGUGAAGGUUUGAAAACAUUAUGCUGCAUAUAGGUUUUCUGCACAAAUUGUCCAGGUGCUUAGGAUGUUCUUGAACACAUGUAGGUAUUAAGAGUCAUAACCAAAUCAGUCCCGAAGUUUACAAAAUGUAGAACUGGUUUUAAGACAUUUGAAGACAAACUUUUGGGAGGGGUGACUCACAUACCCACAGAAUGCAUCAACACACAAGGCAGGGAGGCGGCCCAUGUUGUAACUUAGCACUGGAUGGAUUAUGAAGCAUUUGGACUGUUUCACCAGUGGGGCAGGCAAUGAGAACCGACUGGAACUUCAUGUAUAUGUACAUCCAGGAAUAUGUAAUGCAAGUGCCAAGAACAAAUUAGUAGUUGCUUUAAUUUAAUCAUAGAGCAGUGCAAGUUACCAAAGCUGGUCUGAUUUAAGCACAGAUAAAUGAAUGUAGGCAGAUGUUAAUACCAGCUGAACUUUAUAUCCACCUGCAAUAUGGAUUGAUGAUGCGGAACAAAAUGUGAGAGCAGUAGACCCAAGUGUUCAAACCCAGGCCACUGCCAAAUAGCUAUAAAGCAGGAUGGGAUAAUUAAGAGAAGUGGGCAACUUAUGGCCAUCCAGAUGUUUUGUCCUAAAGCUCCCUUCAGUCUAGCCAACAUAGCAAAUGGUGAGGGAUUAUGGUUGUAGGCCAAAACAUCUGGAGGACCACAAGUUGCACACCCCUGGGUUAGCAGAAGCAGAAUUUUGAACAAUGCCUCCAUCUGCUGCUUUUUCUCCCCAAACUCCUCUCCAAGCUGUUUUCUUCUAGUUGGACUUAUUGUAGCCUGGCUAGAAGAAGAGAAGCUAGGGAAAGCCAUGGGGAGAGGAAGGGGCCAGCUCUGUCUUCUGCAAGCUGCUUCUCUGUUCUGGGCUUGAAUGCAGGGGCUUGCCACCAUCACAUCUAAUACAGUUUAUCUGCUUUAAAGUGUGUAAAAAUUAUGACAGUAAGCAAGUGAUGCGAAGCAUUUCCUGUUGUAAGUUGACUCUCUCCUGCUGGCUUUGGCUGCUGUGGUUUCUAGGGAUGAUUAUGCUAUUGAAGAAAGCCAUUCAGGCACCCAGUUUCCUGUAGGUGUAGGGUGGAUACCACAGAAAGAAACAGAGACUGUGCUUCAUAACGGACAGCAUAGAAGAGAUAGAGAGGAACAACCAAAGAGUGAAACAGUGAGUUGACCCAGGGUUUUGUUGUCCAUAUAGUUCUGGAGAGCCACCAUGGUACCAUCCACCAAGAAGUGUGCUCCUGCACACUUCCCAUUCAUUUGAAGGUGGCUUGCACAGGAGAACUUAACUUCCUACUGGGUUGUGGGCCCAAUGAGUAAAUGUGGAGUUUAAGCUGUCUAUUGCUUAAUCAUGUGAGAGUGCUUCUCACCUUAUUAAACUAUAGGAAUACUCUGGCAAGUUUAAUGAUGGAAAAUGCCCUAAGGUAUUCAAUACAGCACAAUGAAAAUCAUAGUCUCAUUACAAGCCACUGUCUUUUUCAGAGAAUUUAUUUCAUACACUAGAACACAUUUUGUGAUAUUUGCUAGUGACUACAGAUAAUCAUACUCCAUAUAGCAACACCAGUUGUAACUUGUGAUAGCCUACUUUUUUGAUGUCCUCAUUUGAUCAUCUUUUUUCUAGGUUACCACAUGAAGGAUUUUAUUAGGCUCAGGGAAGCAACAAACAGCUUAGCUCUAUAUCUUCAUAGAAGAAACGGAUAUGAACUGAUAUAUUUAUGUGACUCAUGGUGCAGGGUGGAAACAGGAAACUUUGCUUGUGUCCAAAGUCUGGUGUUAUGGGUUGGGUCAAUAAUUGGUGACUCAUUUUAUUUUGAAAACCGUGUAACUACUCAAAUGAAACAUCCUCUUCAGCAGAUAUGAAAACAGACGUUUUACUUGAGACCAUGUGUAAUGAAAUGAGUUUGAUUUACAAUAGUGUGUGACCUCUAGCUCUAAUCCAUCUUUUUCACCCUAUGAAAGAUAGUUGUACAUGCCCACUUGGAGUAUUUCCAAUAUAAAGAAUUGCCUUUUUGCUUCCCCCCCCCCACUUUUCUUUAAUGCAUUAUUCACCAAGAGCACAAAAAUACUGAAUGUGGAAAUAAUUUUCAGCUGGGCAAGGGUUUCACCAUCAUCUUAAGAGAUCACCAUAAAAUAAUGGAUUGAAUCCAGACUUGUUGCACUUCUAUCCCAUUGAAAUCAUAUAAGUAGCUAGUCAUUACUGUCUUAGCUCCGAUGGAUUUCAUUUGUUGACCUGGCAAAUUAUAGAAAAUGGAAGCCACUCUUAUAAGAAAUUGACUUAUUAGAUAGUUAAAAUUGUGACAGUCCCAAAAAGGAAAGGAAAGAAUGGGAAAGGACGAGAGAAUAGCUUCUGCAUCAAUCAUUGUCAUAGUUUGACAUAUCAGCAAGUUCUGCCUUAUACAGAAAUAACAGCUACACAAUCAAAGAAUUUUACUCACAUGCUAAAUCCAAGCAAUUUCCUUUGUGAUGUCUGGAUGAAGAUCUUAAGGAUAAGUAUAAAUAAAUAAAUA
This is a messenger RNA of Elgaria multicarinata webbii, 4809 nucleotides long. It is a transcript of the gene PRKN, whose product is annotated as parkin RBR E3 ubiquitin protein ligase. The record is from RefSeq and is a predicted model, not a curated record. Gene Ontology annotation, molecular function: zinc ion binding; ubiquitin protein ligase activity; ubiquitin conjugating enzyme binding. Gene Ontology annotation, cellular component: ubiquitin ligase complex; cytosol; Golgi apparatus. Bases 115 to 1509 code for a protein of 464 amino acids. The transcript is spliced from 12 exons. NCBI's taxonomy places the organism in Eukaryota, Metazoa, Chordata, Lepidosauria, Squamata, Anguidae. Gene Ontology annotation, biological process: ubiquitin-dependent protein catabolic process; regulation of mitochondrion organization; negative regulation of protein phosphorylation.